Sapajus apella (tufted capuchin) is the source of this 4717-nucleotide messenger RNA. It is a transcript of the gene STIM2, whose product is annotated as stromal interaction molecule 2. Gene Ontology annotation, cellular component: endoplasmic reticulum; plasma membrane. The record is from RefSeq and is a predicted model, not a curated record. The transcript has 13 exons. Bases 1394 to 3529 code for a protein of 711 amino acids. Gene Ontology annotation, biological process: store-operated calcium entry; intracellular calcium ion homeostasis; activation of store-operated calcium channel activity. NCBI's taxonomy places the organism in Eukaryota, Metazoa, Chordata, Mammalia, Primates, Cebidae. Gene Ontology annotation, molecular function: calcium ion binding; calcium channel regulator activity; protein binding.
UUCUGGGAUUACAGGUGUGAGCCGCUGUGCCCGGCCUGUCGUAGAUAUUUCUUAAUGGGUGAAAUAAUUUUAAUUAAUUUUACUUCAUUUCUUUAGAACCAUACUGAGCAUUUGGCUCUAAUUACAGGAAAACAAGGUGGAGUUUAAUAAUGGUUUUGAUAGCUGACUUGGGUUAGGUAUUAUUCUGUUGCAACUGGUUCCUUUUCCCUCAGUGCAAAGUGCUGCCGUUAACCCAGAGAAAAGAAAGAAUGCUUAGCAUAUAAAAUCAAAAGCUGUGUCACACCAUGUUGCAUUUAACACAAGGUGAGAGCAUGAGGGGAGAACAUUUGUCUUAGUUGUUGCCUUGUGUGCCCAGCACCAAGUACAGAGCCUGACAUAUUAUAGGCACCCCAUAUCAUAUUUAAAUUAGCAAGUGAAUUCUGUUUAGAUGAGGAUGAUGUACUGGUAUUGAGUACCUGAUGUAUACUGGGGUAUUUUGGGUAGCUAAGGAAAGUGUCUGUAAAAUACAAGCAAAGGAGAACGAGAUUGGUAUUUUAGCAGUUGUCUUUGAAAUGAUUAUAAUUAUAGGCAUAGACCUUUUUUCUUUUUUUUUUUUAAGCAGUUUGUAUAUUUUAGAAUAAAUAUAGGCCAGCUAAUUUGAGUUAAAACGAUCACAUGUGGUGAAUUAACCUAGAAGGUAAACAACUAAGAAGUGAAAAGAGACAUUAGAAUAGGUAAUAGAGUUCAGAAUUCACAGCUAUUUUAAAUUAGAUUUGUAACAGCCUUAAGUCAUACUUCAAAGGAAAUAAAAUUUUAUGUGAAGAAAUGGAUCACUCUUGCCGUAACUUCAGCUCCUGUCUUUCCUUCUGCUGCUCCAACUUGGCAAAACACCAAACCCUAGAGCAGAAUCAUCAUCUACCAUUUCUGUUCCUUGGAGGCAUGGUCUGUAGAGUGCUGCCAGAAUGAGUGUCAGCUGUGUCUUUCAGUCUUGCCACCAUCGUAUUCCACUGUCACCAGAGGGAUCUGGCGAAUUGCCAUCGUCCCUUUCCAUUGUCACCAGAGUUAUCAGAUUUUAAAUGAAUUUGAUUGUGUUAGUCCCCUCCUUGAAAUCCGUUAAUGGCUUCUCACAGUUUUUAGGAUAAAAAUACAAAUAUUCUAGUAUGAAAAACAGAGCUUUUGGAGAUCCAGCCUUUUAGCUAUCUCCACCUGAUCUUGCUUUCUGUGUAUUGGUGUCUCUGUAAACCACUUGCAAUUUUCUGAAUGUUCAUGUAUUUUUUUAUGUCACUGAACAUAUGAUGCUGCUUCUAGGCAUGCUUUUAUUUCUUCUCUAGGUCAUCAACUACAGCUGAUUUAAAGUUCCUCAAGUUUACCUCUAGAAAACUUUUACCUAACAUAAUACAUUGUAGUAGUCUACAUGUCCUCCUCCUCACUAAACUAUCCCUGCAUGUCACUGAGUCCACCAUGCUUUACAGAAGAAGACAGAUUUAGUCUAGAAGCUCUUCAAACAAUACAUAAACAAAUGGAUGACGACAAAGAUGGUGGAAUUGAAGUAGAUGAAAGUGAUGAAUUUAUCAGAGAAGAUAUGAAAUAUAAAGAUGCUACUAAUAAACACAGCCAUUUGCACAGAGAAGAUAAACAUAUAACGGUUGAGGAUUUAUGGAAACGAUGGAAAACAUCAGAAGUUCAUAAUUGGACCCUUGAAGAUACUCUUCAGUGGUUGAUAGAGUUUGUUGAACUACCCCAAUAUGAGAAGAAUUUUAGAGACAAUAAUGUCAAAGGAACAACACUUCCCAGGAUAGCAGUGCACGAACCUUCAUUUAUGAUCUCCCAGUUGAAAAUCAGUGAUCGGAGUCACAGACAAAAACUUCAGCUCAAGGCAUUGGAUGUGGUUUUGUUUGGACCUAUAACACGCCCACCUCAUAACUGGAUGAAGGAUUUUAUUCUCACAGUUUCUAUAGUAAUUGGUGUUGGAGGGUGCUGGUUUGCUUAUACGCAGAAUAAGACAUCAAAAGAACAUGUUGCAAAAAUGAUGAAAGAUUUAGAGAGCCUACAAACUGCAGAGCAAAGUCUAAUGGACUUACAAGAGAGGCUUGAAAAGGCACAGGAAGAAAACAGAAAUGUUGCUGUAGAAAAGCAAAAUUUAGAGCGCAAAAUGAUGGAUGAAAUCAAUUACGCAAAGGAGGAGGCUUGUCGGCUGAGAGAGCUAAGGGAGGGUGCUGAAUGUGAAUUGAGUAGACGUCAGUAUGCAGAACAGGAAUUGGAACAGGUUCGCAUGGCUCUGAAAAAGGCUGAAAAAGAAUUUGAACUGAGAAGCAGCUGGUCUGUUCCAGAUGCACUUCAGAAAUGGCUUCAGUUAACACAUGAAGUAGAAGUGCAGUACUACAAUAUUAAAAGACAAAACGCUGAAAUGCAACUAGCUAUUGCUAAAGAUGAGGUUGCUGCUUCAUAUCUGAUUCAGGCAGAAAAAAUUAAAAAGAAGAGAAGCACAGUCUUUGGGACUCUGCACGUUGCACACAGCUCCUCCCUAGAUGAGGUAGACCACAAAAUUCUGGAAGCAAAGAAAGCUCUCUCUGAGUUGACAACUUGUUUACGAGAACGACUUUUUCGCUGGCAACAAAUUGAGAAGAUCUGUGGCUUUCAGAUAGCUCAUAACUCGGGACUCCCCAGCCUGACCUCUUCCCUUUAUUCUGAUCACAGCUGGGUGGUGAUGCCCAGAGUCUCCAUUCCACCCUAUCCAAUUGCUGGAGGAGUUGAUGACUUAGAUGAAGACACACCCCCAAUAGUGUCACAAUUUCCCGGGACCAUGGCUAAACCUCCUGGAUCAUUAGCCAGAAGCAGCAGCCUGUGCCGCUCGCGCCGCAGCAUCGUGCCGUCCUCGCCUCAGCCUCAGCGAGCUCAGCUCCCUCCGCACGCCCCCCACCCGUCACAGUCUCGGCACCCUCACCACCCCCAGCACACACCGCACUCCUUGGCUUCCCCUGAUCCAGAUAUCCUCUCAGUGUCAAGCUGCCCUGCGCUUUAUCGAAAUGAAGAGGAGGAGGAGGCUAUUUACUUCUCCGCUGAAAAGCAAUGGGAAGUGCCAGACACAGCUUCAGAAUGUGACUCUUUAAAUUCUUCCAUUGGAAGGAAACAGUCUCCUCCUUUAAGCCUCGAGAUAUACCAAACAUUAUCUCCUCGAAAGAUAUCAAGAGAUGAGGUGUCCCUAGAGGAUUCCUCCCGAGGGGAUUCGCCUGUAACUGUGGAUGUGUCUUGGGGUUCUCCCGACUGUGUAGGUCUGACAGAAACUAAGAGUAUGAUCUUCAGUCCUGCAAGCCAAGUGUACAAUGGCAUUUUGGAGAAAUCCUGUAGCAUGAACCAGCUUUCAAGUGGCAUCCCGGUGCCUAAACCUCGCCACACAUCAUGUUCUUCAGCUGGCAAUGACAGUAAACCAGUUCAGGAAGCCCCAAGUGUUGCCAGAAUAAGCAGCAUCCCACAUGACCUUUGCCAUAAUGGAGAGAAAAGCAAAAAACCAUCAAAAAUCAAAAGCCUUUUUAAGAAGAAAUCUAAGUGAACUGGCUGACUUGAUGGAAUCCCUUUCAAGUGGCAUCUGUAAACUUUUAUCCCCCACCCUCCACUUUUUUUUUGGUUUCUGUUAAUUUUAGGAAUGUAACUCCAUUGGGGCUUUCCAGGCCAGAUGCCAUAGUGGAACGUCCAGAAGGGCAACUGUCUACUGUCUGCUUAUUUAAGUGACUAUAUAUAAUCAAUUCAUCAAGCCAGUUAUUACUGAAAAACCAUUGAAAUGAGACAGUUUACAGUCAUUUCUGCCUAUUUAUUUCUGCUUUGUUAUUAGUGAUGUAUAUACAACAUUUUGUUGAAAGCCACUAUGGACUUACAAGCUUUAAUGGAUUCGUAAGCCAGCAUGGGCUUGCAAAAAUUUCUUGUUUACCAGAGCAUCUUCUUAUCUUUCCACAGAGCUAUUUACAUCCUGGACUAAAUAACUUAAAAGAAGUAAAACUAAUUGCACUACUCUUUUCCAGACUGGAAGAAAAAAAUCUCCGCAAGUGAAACUGUGUAGAGUUUAUAAAAUAACUAUGGAUAGGGUUUUCACUUUUAGAUCAAAAUGGGUUUUUAAGUAGAACCUAGGGUUUCUAAUUGACUUGAUUUCUGGAAAUGAAAACCCACGCUUUUAUUAUGGGAAGCUUCUUUAACUGCAUUUAAUAUUGUAAAGUUUCAAGUCCCGCUGUAAAGAUCAUGUUUUGUUUCCCCAGGGCUUUCACUGUGAUUUACUGCAUUGCAGGCUGUAUGAUAAAAUAUAAAUAAUUUAAAGAGAGAAGGUUCUUGAUUCCUUAUGCAAGUGGAAGAGUUGAAACUUGAUUGAAGGACUUUAAAACAUUCACAACCUUAAGCCGAGGUGGGGGGAUAUGGGGAUUCAGGCAAUUGUUUACAAACUUUGAAUAACUGCAAAGGAUUUAUGGUUUGUGAAAAAUUUGUACUGUGGAAAAGAUAAUAAAUUGGAGACAUUAUUGUGUGGGACUGUGCUGAUUUUUGUUGAUAACACUCCACAAAAAAACACUAUAUGUUUUCUGGAGAGCUGUGUAAGCUGUCGUCUUGCUUAAUUGCAAUAUAAGACAUAGUGAUGUUUUGGAUGUAAGUUGUCAACAGAUUUCUAUUUUAUAUUGUUUGUCAUAUUUUUAUGUAGUUUGAAAUGUAUAAAUGUUCUAACAUCAAGAUUAACAAAUACAAAUUUAUGGUGUAUUUA